Molecule: messenger RNA, 5338 nt
Organism: Nothobranchius furzeri (turquoise killifish)
Lineage: Eukaryota; Metazoa; Chordata; Actinopteri; Cyprinodontiformes; Nothobranchiidae
Gene: c1ql4b
Product: complement component 1, q subcomponent-like 4b
Molecular function (GO): protein binding
Source: RefSeq, a predicted model, not a curated record
UAGAAAAUACAACAAGUGAGUGAACUGUUGCUCUGCAAAUAAACUGACUACCGACAUUCACACACAGACGGUCAAGGUAACUUGUCAGAAACUGCUGUUUAAAAAAAAAGUUUUUUUGUUUUAUUGUUAUUUUUAAGAGCAGCUUUACUCGUCAUACAGUUUUUUACUCUUUAAAAAAGAAAAAAAAUCCGUUGUGUCUUUGUCGGAGCGCUUUGGUGCAUUUUGGACACGAAGGGAACUUCCGGAUAAAAUGUUUAAAGUUCUAGAUCAAUAAAAUGAUUCUGGAUCCGCCAAGCUGAGAUUGGACCGGAGCGCAACUUCGGCCGGAUGCGCCGGUAAAAGCGCUCGGUGUUUUUUUUUCUCCGGUCCUGGACCGGGAGCAGCGUCUUCACCGGAACCAGCAGCUCCAACACUCACCACAUACCGGGAGGGAAGCAAGGAAAGGGCAUAAAGAGAAGGAGAAGACUCGAUUGUUGUGUGGAGACUGAUUUUUGCUUCAUCUGACCUGCCUUUUAACAACAGAUUCAGUGCCCGUUCAUCAGACAUGGCCGUUUUUAUUGGCUCUAACAAAUCUGGAUUCUGGAUCAUAUUUCUGAAAUAAACCUGCAUUUCUGACCAUUAGCAAACAAAAGCACAAGGGGAAAGAAGAGCAGAGGUUCUGGCCGUUUCCCCAUUCUUUUCUUCCCGUUCCUGGACAUAUAACUGAAGUGCCUUUUCCCUGCAUGUGGUGGGUGAGAUGAACUCCAGUGGGAAUACUGUAGACCCCACCUGACAGCUCCCUGCCAGAGAAACUGAAGGAUUUCCACUGGAACGCACACAACCACAACGAUACUGAAAUCUGGCAUCUCAUCAAACAGCAUAAAGAUAUUCACCUUUUAUGAUGCAGUGUUGGGGAUUGUACAAAAGUCCUCUGUGAACCAGAGAAUAUUGAAAAAUUAAGAAGAUUCAAAGAAAUUUAAAAAAAUGACUAAAACAUUAUUGAUCUUUUUCCCCCUGGCUGGCUGUCCUUAAAGAUUUUAAAAAGCCAGAUUUCCCUCCACUCCCACUAAAUUCAACAUUUGUACUUGUUUUCUGGACUGCGUGGUCCCUUUUUGCCCAGAGGUCAGCCUGGCCGGCACAACCAUUCCAGCUAAAGGGGAGGAGGACUUCCUGACGCUGGCCGCCUCUCGGCUCAGCCGGAAGAAACGUGUCAUUGGGGCUGGAGUUGGCGUGGCGAUGGUCCUGGUUCUGCUGGUGGCCAUUCCCCUAUUGGUCCACACCACUAAGGGGGCAGGGUCCGGAGGUGGGGGCACACAUUUUGAGAUGCUCGGGAGCUGCAAGAUGGUGUGUGACACUUUGAGCCCCCCAGAAGGAGAGCUGACAGAAGUCUCCCCUCAGCCCCCAGACUUCCAAAAUCGGAGAGGCAAACAGGGUUUCAGGGGGAGUCCCGGACUUCCUGGUCCUCCAGGUCCUAAAGGCCCCCCUGGAGAUCCUGGUAAGCCUGGCCCACCUGGUCUUCCAGGGCCUGGACCUGGUGGUUAUGGCUCCUCCUCCCACACUCCUAAAAUCGCGUUCUACGCAGGCCUCCGGAAGCAGCAUGAAGGGAAUGAAGUGCUGAAGUUUGAUGACGUGGUGACCAACGUGGGGAAUUACUAUGAGCCAAGUACGGGCAAGUUCACCUGUCCUCUGUCCGGUAUCUACUACUUCACUUACCACGUCCUGAUGAGAGGGGGGGACGGGACGAGCAUGUGGGCUGACCUGAAGAAGAACGGACAGGUAAGGGCCAGUGCAAUCGCUCAAGACGCAGAUCAGAACUACGACUACGCCUCCAACAGCGUCAUCCUGCACUUGGAUGUAGGUGAUGAGGUGCUUGUACAGCUGGACGGGGGAAAAGUUCACGGAGGGAACACCAACAAAUACAGCACCUUCUCCGGCUUCCUCAUUUACCCCGACUGAAAGCACACACACAAACACACACACAAAUAUGCGCUCACACAAAGAUCCUUCUACUAAUCCUCUGUAAAGACGCAAAAAGUUUCCUCUUGAUUCUCCAACUCACCAUCCCUUCAUUCAUUUCCUGUUCAGCCAUCAUGUAGCAACAUGAGUAGUUUUAGUGAAGUUAAAAAAAAUGAAUUAUGUACAUAUGAUAUAAAACAGACUCAUCACACACACACACACACACACACACACACACACACACACACACACACACACACACACACACACACACACACACACACACAUCUUGCUGUCCACAAAUGUGCACAUGUUUAUUGAACUUCAUGUUUAACUCUAAGACAAGCUGAACGUGUCAGCCUGUGGACUGGAAUUGACUGAAAUUAUAUUUGAAUGUAAACUGUCAGUGUGUGUGUGUGUGCGCGCGCACGUGCAUGUGUGUGUGUGUGUGUGUUUGGGUCCGGCUGCAGACUCACACCGUUGCCGUGAGAUAUAUUUUCAUUAUGGCUGCCGACACCAAACAAGAAAUGGCAUGCAUGUAUAUUGAUCUCAGCUGAUGAUGUCAGCAAACCUCAUGAUUAAAAGGCAGCGUGUUGUGUGUGUGAGUGUGUGUUUAACAUGGAAGCACAUGAGUGUAAUGCCCUUUGGCUCUGUGGAGGUGUAACAGCAUCUUGUUAUUUUCUCUGACUGCUGUAAGAGAGGGGGGAGGUGGUGGAGUGUUUAAGCUGUUGGCAACAGUCCCUUAACACAGACACACACACACACACACACACACACACACACGCACGCACACACACGCACGCACGCACGCACACACACACACACACACACACACACACACACACACACAGGUCAUCAAUACUGAGGUUGAGAUUUGAGAUUGACUCCUGCGCCUCAGAGCCACAUCAUGUCCGGUUAACAAGCUGCAGCUUCAUCUGCAGCCUCACCUCCUCUAAAAUCUAUAUCUCUGCUGAUAAAUGACUUUAGUAAAUUAAAACAUUUUCUUUUUUAUUUUGUUCCUGCUCAGUUAGAUAAAAAUAUCACAGUUUGCAGAGUCAAAUGGAACAAUUUUGAUUGUUUGUUGUAUUUAGUCAAGAACUGAAAUAUGUGUGUUUUGUUGUGUUCUCAGAAAACACUCUUUGGUCCCAAAAUGCUGCAUAUUUACAUUUUCUGAAGAUGCUGAAGAUGAUGUUUCGCUCACAAAAAAGACUAAUUUAUGUUCAAUAAUCAGGUGUGGUUUCAUGGUGGUUCUGGUAAAAAUGAACGUGCAAGACAAAUAAUUAUCAUUAUUACCAACAUUAACUUAUUAAAAAUGCAUUACUAUUUAAACAGGAAUGCAGGAUUUGAAUCAGAAGCAAGAACCUCGUAACCCAUAGCGGUGUAGUGUAGACUUUAAGCCCCGCCCCCUCAAUGUCAACCAGUGCAUUAUUACAUCAAAAACACCUGCUAGCUAUUUUUCAUAUGUUGGUCUGCAUUGCUAAAGUUAAACCUCCUCAUUAGCUGGUUUAAAGUUAAUCCUAGAUCAUAGUUUAAACAUUUAUAUUUAAAUAUGGGUUGAAAGUUCUGGUGCAACAGGCUUAAAUUUAAACUUGGUUUAGUGUAAAAAUCAAACUGGAUUUUAAAGUGAGGUUUAAAUAAAACCUGAUUUAAUUUUGAUUAGGUUUGGUGCAACAGAAUUUAAACUUAAACCAAGAUUUAAUCCUAGUUUAAAGUUAAACCUUGUUGGUGCAAUCCACCCUUAGAGUUCUGCAUGCUGCUUGUUAAGAAGUCAAACCUUUGCUGAGCUGAGCAUCUUAGAGCAAAAAGCACACUUCCUUGUGAGAGGUCGUAGAGGUCCUAGGGAGGAUAUGGAAACAGUAAACAUCAGAUUUGAAUAAAAAAAACCUUCAGAUGUGUAGAAAACUAUGUGAACCAGAUGUUGACUCUUUGGAGUUCUUUGAUUGCUCUCAGCAUUUCAUUUAGAAUAAACUGAAUAAUCUCAAACUUUUAGGCUAAAUUUAAGAAAUUCUCAGUGUUGAUAAAGUAAUAUUGUUUUAGAUGAAAACAAGAAAAAAGAGGACUUUUAGAUGGUAUCACCCUUUUAAAGCAGAACUUUGGAACAGCACAACCUGCAGAACGACACAAAUGAGUUCUUUUUUUUAAAGCCAUGCGUCAUGCAAAGCUUCUCUAAUGGUGUGGAGGGGAACACAAUACAACCCCUUGAAAUGCGUCUUCUUUGGAGGCUCUAAUAGUGCAGCCACGAGCGCUUGAAUUAAAGACGAGAGGCUGCAGAGCCGAUCAGCCCCGUCUUCAUUAGCCCUGCUUACGGGGCAGAUACAGUCAGAAGAACUGGUUUACAAGGAUUUAUUUCCAAAUGGUGAAAGCAUUUUUUUAUUUCUCAUGUGAAUGUAAAAAAAUUAAGAUGUAUUUUAAUUUUAAUGCAGUUGACUGUUGCUGAUCUUUUGCUGCCAUUUUACCAUACAUAUAGGUUCUCUGUGCCUUAUAAUCAACAUAUCGUCACUGUCAGGCUAAAACCUUCUCAUCAUCCUCAUGUUUCUAUACAUAAACCUGCUUCGCUGCUCCUUUUUCACUCUUAUCAGCUGCCGUAUGGAUGAGAAGAGUUUCACUAUCAGCUUGUGACCAAACAGGUUUUAAUCGCUGCAAAAGAAAAAUGUUUGCAUCCUUGGAGAUGCAAGGUUUUAGCCUGCGAGCGACGAUAUUUUAUUUUGUAUGCAUACUUUUUUCCUCCCUUGUUAAAUCCGAGCUCUGCGAACAAGCUGAUCCAUGGGAUUCCAGGACAAACUGGCAGGGAUUUUCUAUUCCCAACACAGGAAGUCCUUGUGAACAUUAAUGAAUCCUUUACUUUUGAAAUACUGAGUGUAAGGCGACUGUGAAUCUUUGUAAAUGGAAAUCGCUUCUGUAAACGCUGAGACCAAGACUAAUUAUGUCUGUGUGUGAGUGUGUGUAUGCUGGGAGCAAAAGAAAAAAGCAUGGCACUGUGUUAUUAAAAUGAUACACACAUAAAAAACACCAAAUUGGAUAUAAUGAUAUAAUUUAGGUUUAGUGCCACAGGAGAGUUUAACAUGUUGAUUUUGGCUCAGCUUUAAACGUGAUCAGCAUGACUCAAACCUGAUAUUUGAUGUGAAUUAUUCUGAUUAUCUCCUCAUUCUUGUGCUGUAAUAUAAAUAAAUAAAAACAAGCCUCAUGAUGCUGUGUAUUGUGCACAAACACCCCCCUCUCUUCCUGUUGAUCGCGCUGCGAUGGAUCCGACUCUGUGUGUUUUCUGGCGCUGUCUGAGUAAUUGCUGUCACUGUACCUGGCAAGCUGAGCUGUAUUUGUAAUGUGACCUGCGUUUGUUCUUCUCUUCCCUUAAAGAUCAUGAAUUACAUUAAAAAGGAAAAAAAUCUGGAUACAUUCACUGUCA